Molecule: messenger RNA, 879 nt
Organism: Protobothrops mucrosquamatus (brown spotted pit viper)
Lineage: Eukaryota; Metazoa; Chordata; Lepidosauria; Squamata; Viperidae
Product: arylamine N-acetyltransferase, pineal gland isozyme NAT-3-like
Exons: 1
Coding region: 1-879 (292 amino acids)
Molecular function (GO): acetyltransferase activity
Source: RefSeq, a predicted model, not a curated record
AUGAAUAUUAAGGAUUAUUUUGAAAGGAUUUGUUACAAAGGUUCCCCGGAAAAAAUAGACUUAGGUGCCUUAACCGAGGUUUUUCAACAUCACAUCCGCGCGGUGCCCUUUGAAAACCUCAGUCUCCACUGUGGAGAAACCAUUCAGUUGGAUUUAGAAUCGGUUUAUGACAAAAUUGUGAAGCACAACCGCGGUGGAUGGUGCAUGGAGAACAACCAACUUCUGUUUUGGGCCUUCCAGACUAUGGGCUACAAAGUGAGUCUUUUAGGUGCCCAUGUUUACGACCCGGAGCGAAAAGCCUACAAAAAAGAUUUCACUCAUCUUCUGAUCAAAGUCGUUCUCGAAGGUAAAACCUACAUUGUGGAUGGUGGUUUUGGAGUUGCUUAUCAGAUGUGGCAACCCAUGGAGCUGAUUUCUGAGAAGAACCAACCUCAGACGCCAGGAAUCUUCUGCUUCACGGAGAAGAAGGGAGUGUGGUACCUUCACAAACUGAAGCGCAAGAAAUUCGGGAUGGAUUCCGAGAACAAAAUUCUCUGUUCUGAUCCUGUAAAAAACGUGAGCUGUAAGAACAUUUACUUGUUUACCUUGCAACCAAGGACAAUAGAUGACUUCCGGCCGGUCUGUUUACAACUCCAAACAGACCCAAGUUCUAUGUUUUUAAGGAAGUCCAUCUGUAGCCUCCAGACUACUGACGGAUUUCUAGUUUUGAUUGGGUGGGUGCUGAUUGAAACCAAGUAUAAUUAUAAGGAUGACAUGGAUCUAGUAGUAAGCACUGUCCUGACGGAUGAAGAAGUGCAGAAGAUAUUGAAGGAGCGAUUCAAGAUCCAGCUAGGCAAAAAGUUUGUCCCUCUUAACACCUGUUCAGUAGCCGUGUUUUAA